GGCGUGACCGUGCACUGCGGUACCCUGAUUGUUGCGUCCCUUCUGCACUCGUCUGUUCAUCAUUCUCUUUUUUCCCCGCUAUUUUAAAACGCACCAGCUGGGCUGAUAAUCACAGUGACAACUAAACACUGCUCGCGGCCCACACAAGGAACCUAAGUAUGUAUUCCAUCGGAGGAGUGUCGUCGCGUAUUUACAAGGAACGCCUGCAGGCAGAAGGGAUGGGAAGCAAUGACAAUGCGGUCAAGUUCCUGAACCAGGACUACGAGGAGCUGAAGAGAGAGUGUCUGGAGGGCGGCAGGCUGUUUGAGGACCCCUGCUUCCCCGCCGUGCCACAGUCACUGGGCUUCAAGGAGCUCGCGCCAAACUCCUCCAAAACACGCGGCGUGCAGUGGUUAAGACCCUCUGAGCUGUCAAAUAACCCUGAGUUCAUAGUGGGCGGAGCCACACGUACAGAUAUUUGCCAGGGGGCCCUAGGGGACUGUUGGCUGUUAGCUGCCAUCGCGUCCCUGACUUUAAACGACAGGCUGCUUCACAGAGUUGUACCUCAUGGACAAAGCUUUACGGAUGAGUAUGCCGGCAUCUUCCACUUCCAGUUCUGGCAGUUUGGCGAGUGGGUGGACAUUGUGAUCGAUGACCGUUUGCCAGUGAAGGAUAAAGAGCUGAUGUUUGUUCACUCGGCAGAGGGAAAUGAGUUUUGGAGCGCCCUGCUGGAAAAAGCCUAUGCCAAGCUAAAUGGCUCAUAUGAAGCUCUUUCGGGAGGAUCCACCACCGAAGGCUUCGAGGACUUCACGGGUGGAGUAGCGGAGAUGUAUGAGCUGUGUAAUGCUCCCAAAGAUUUGCCCCGCAUCAUUGCCAAAGCCUUGGAGAGAGGCUCACUGUUGGGCUGCUCUAUUGAUGUGAGUCCCCACAGCGCCUACUACAGGCCUGGAGACACAGAGCAGCAUUUAUGGAUCCACAUACUCACUUUUUUAUGUAAUUUGAGUGUAUUUGUCUGGCAGAUCACCAGUGCCUUUGAUAUGGAGGCUGUAACCUUUAAGAAGCUGGUGAAGGGGCAUGCAUACUCCGUCACGGGUCUCAGAGAGGUGAAUUUCCGUGGCAGCAGAGAGAGGCUCAUCCGCAUCCGAAACCCUUGGGGGCAAGUUGAGUGGACGGGGGCUUGGAGUGACAAUUCUUCUGAGUGGAAUGGGAUUGAUCCAGCAGAAAGAGAGGAGAUGAACAACCACAUGGAAGAUGGCGAGUUCUGGAUGUCAUUUCAAGAGUUCAAACGUCAGUUUUCUCGCCUGGAGAUCUGUAACCUCACGCCGGACGCUCUGAGUGAAGACUCUCUUAAUUUCUGGAACACGAUUAAAUUUAACGGCACCUGGAGGAGAGGAAGCACAGCGGGGGGCUGCAGGAACCACCCCAAUACAUUCUGGAUAAACCCUCAAUAUAAGAUCACGCUGCUGGAGGAAGAUGAUGAUCCUGAAGAUGAUGAGGUGGCCUGCAGCUUCCUGGUGGCCUUGAUGCAGAAGGACAGGCGACGUUACCGCAAGCAAGGGCAGGACAUGCACACCAUCGGCUUCGCCUUAUAUAAGGUCCCAGAAGAGUUCAGUGGUUCCCAGAGCAUUCACCUCAAGAAGGACUUUUUCUUGCGUCAGUCAUCCUGCGCACGCUCAAAAACCUUCAUUAACCUGCGGGAAGUCAGCACCCGACUGAAGCUGCCGCCGGGCGAGUAUCUCAUAGUCCCAUCCACUUUUGAGCCCGGAAAAGAGGCCGAUUUCGUCCUGCGAGUCUUCACUGAGAAACAGUCAGAAACUCAAGAAAUGGAUGAUGAGAUUUCAUUUAACCUGGAAGAUGAAGAAGAGGUUUCAGAAGAUGACAUGGAAGACUCUUUCAAAAAACUGUUUGCGCAGCUGUCCGGAGAGGACAUGGAGAUUUCAGUUCACGAGCUCAGGACCAUUCUGAACCGAGUGGUUGGCAAACACAGGGACUUGAAGACAGACGGGUUCAGUUUGGAGUCGUGCAGGUGCAUGGUCAGCCUGCUGGAUAAAGAUGGCAGCGCUCGCCUGGGAAUUGUGGAGUUCCAGAUUCUGUGGAAUAAAAUCAGGAAGUGGCUGGGCAUUUUUAGAAAGUUUGAUCUGGAUAAAUCUGGCACGAUGAGCUCGUAUGAAAUGCGCCUCGCCGUCGAGUCGGCCGGUUUUAAACUCAAUAACAAGCUACAUCAAAUAAUCGUGGCGCGAUAUUCUGAUGGAGAAACGAUCGACUUUGACAAUUUCGUCUGUUGCCUGGUCAAGCUGGAGGCCAUGUUCAGGACUUUUAGAGAGCUGGACAAAGAGGGUUCAGGCGUCGCAGAGCUCAAUGUUAGUGAGUGGCUGUACCUGACCAUGUGUGGUUGAUGUGUGGAGAUCAUAUGGUGAAGGGCCAAAAUCACUCCCUCAGUUGCAGCUUUAAGCCAUUACACCCAAAGAUCCCGGAGCAAUACAGUACAUACUGCCUUAAAACAUCCAUCAUAAGCCUCACAAUUAAUAUCCUCAUUAUGCAAGGCAUGUUUAACACUUAUAAACCACUAAAUGUUAAGAAAAAAUGUAAUGCAUCGUUUCGGAGAGCAACGUAACAUAGCUUUAUGAUAAAGUGCAUGCCACUAACAUUAUGCUGUAGGUGAUUUUACUGUACCUCGCAUAUGUAGCUGAACUUAGCGUUUGAGGUUUGCACCACUGAUAAUUAAAAAUGUAACUUUCAUUUGAUUUUGUUCAGAGUGUGACUUUGAUAGGAGUUACGAUCACUGUGAUUUGACGUGCUAUUAUUUAUAGAAGAAUAGCUUGCGUUCUUACAGGAUAUUCAGGGAAUUGUUCUAAAUAUUUUGUUUUAUGCUGCUUGUUAAUUUAGGGAAGAGAAAAUAAAGGAUAAAUAUACCUUC
Molecule: messenger RNA, 2896 nt
Organism: Puntigrus tetrazona (Sumatra barb)
Lineage: Eukaryota; Metazoa; Chordata; Actinopteri; Cypriniformes; Cyprinidae
Gene: capn1b
Product: calpain 1, (mu/I) large subunit b
Exons: 22
Coding region: 159-2375 (738 amino acids)
Biological process (GO): proteolysis
Cellular component (GO): cytoplasm
Molecular function (GO): calcium ion binding; calcium-dependent cysteine-type endopeptidase activity
Source: RefSeq, a predicted model, not a curated record